Micropterus dolomieu (smallmouth bass) is the source of this 7833-nucleotide messenger RNA. It is a transcript of the gene cacna1g, whose product is annotated as calcium channel, voltage-dependent, T type, alpha 1G subunit. NCBI's taxonomy places the organism in Eukaryota, Metazoa, Chordata, Actinopteri, Centrarchiformes, Centrarchidae. Gene Ontology annotation, biological process: neuronal action potential; calcium ion import; sodium ion transmembrane transport. The transcript has 35 exons. Gene Ontology annotation, cellular component: plasma membrane; voltage-gated sodium channel complex; voltage-gated calcium channel complex. The coding region runs from base 31 to 7176 and encodes 2381 amino acids. The record is from RefSeq and is a predicted model, not a curated record. Gene Ontology annotation, molecular function: voltage-gated sodium channel activity; low voltage-gated calcium channel activity.
UUGUUCUCUACAUGGUUCGAACGAGCGUCCAUGCUGGUGAUCCUGCUGAACUGUGUGACUCUGGGCAUGUUUCAUCCCUGUGAGGACAUCGACUGCGACUCUGAGAGGUGCAAGAUCCUGCAGGACUUUGAUGACUUCAUCUUUGCGUUCUUUGCCAUUGAGAUGGUGAUCAAGAUGGUGGCUCUGGGGAUUUUUGGCAAGAAGUGUUACCUUGGAGACACGUGGAACCGCCUGGACUUCUUCAUAGUAUUGGCUGGGAUGUUGGAGUACUCCCUCGACCUGCAGAAUGUCAGCUUUUCAGCGGUGAGGACGGUUCGCGUGCUGAGACCUCUGAGAGCCAUCAACCGAGUCCCAAGUAUGCGCAUCCUGGUGACCCUGCUGCUGGACACCUUGCCCAUGCUGGGUAACGUGCUGCUGCUCUGCUUCUUUGUCUUCUUCAUAUUCGGCAUCGUGGGCGUCCAGCUGUGGGCCGGCCUGCUCAGAAACCGCUGCUUUGUGGAAGACAACUUCUCCUUCCCUCUCACCGUGGAGUUAGGGAAAUACUACCACACUGAAAAUGACGACGAGAACCCCUUCAUCUGCUCUCAGCCCCGAGAGAACGGCAUGAGGGACUGCAGCUCGGUGCCCAAGCUGUAUGAGGAAGGAGGCCUGCAGUGCAAUCUAGACAUGUACUCUUACAACACCACUGACAACACCACCUGCGUCAACUGGAACCAGUAUUACACCAACUGCUCCGCUGGUUUGGUCAACCCCUUCAAGGGAGCCAUCAACUUUGACAACAUCUGCUACGCCUGGAUUGCCAUCUUUCAGGUGAUCACUCUGGAGGGCUGGGUGGACAUCAUGUACUUUGUGAUGGAUGCUCACUCCUUCUACAACUUCAUCUACUUCAUCCUACUCAUCAUUAUUGGCUCAUUCUUCAUGAUCAACCUGUGCCUGGUGGUCAUCGCUACUCAGUUCUCAGAGACCAAGCAGAGGGAGAGUCAGCUGAUGAAGGAGCAGCGAGUGCACUUCAUGUCUAACGCCAGCACUCUGGCCUCCCUCUCCGAGCCGGGCUCCUGCUACGACGAGCUGCUCAAGUACCUGGUUCACAUCAUCCGCAAGGGAGCCAAACAAGUGGCUCACAUCUGCAGGCUCCUGGCUCGCCGUGCCGGGCUCAACAUCGCCGCCUCGCCCCCGGCCACGGAUCCCCAACGCAGCCAGAGACGGAGGAGGAAGUCCUCCCGGCAGGGAUCUGUGUCAGUUCAUCACAUGAUGCACCAUCAUCACCAUCACCACCACCACUACCAUCUGCGGAAUGGCAGUGUGAGGGGAGGGGGGAGCAUCAGGUGUCUGGAGGGUAGGGAUGUGGAAGCUGGUGCUCAUAACAACAACAGAGGAGCCCUUGUAGCAACCGCCAGCAGUGGACACCUUGCUUUAGCCCCGCCCCCUUCAGUGACAGCAGCCACCUCUGAUACAAACCUGGCCACUUUAUCCAAUCCUGCUGCAGGACCUGCAGAUUCACCUUUAGUUUGCAGUGUAUUCCACACAGAAACUCUUCACUGUACCCCCACGCCCACAAACCUGGGGCCGACCAGGGGCUCCUUCUCCCUAGCCCCGGCUCCCAUGUCCCAUAGGGUCAUGAAGAGGAACUCUGUACCCUUUGCUGCUCCAGGUCCUAAAAACUACCCGACUCUGCAGGCUCGAGCCCUGGCAGAGUCCAGACGAGGGAGCGCUGCAGCCAGCACUCUGACCAACAUCAGCUUCAACCUGAAUAUCCCACCCAUGCCCAUGGAGAGACGACCAUCGAGUCUGGUGGACACACACACUCCCACAGCCCAGCUCUCCUGCCAGCUGUCGGCUUGUGACCUCAGCAGCACCAGCAGUGCCAUGGACGCGGCCGCUUUGACGUUCGACCCCGAGAGUUGCCCCUACUGUGCCAAGGCUCUAGCCAACGAGGCGGAGGGUGGCACUGAGGGCAACGAGACCCCCGGAGAUUCCGACAGCGAGGGCAUAUAUGAGUUCACCCAGGACCUCCAUCACAGGGACAGGAAAGACAGCCGGCAGCCCAAAAAGAAGCAUUGCCGGCUGGGCAAAACGGCGGCCAAGGUCGUUCACUUCUGGAGGCUGGUGUGCGACACGUUCAGGAAGAUCGUGGACAGCAAGUAUUUUGGGCGAGGGAUUAUGAUCGCCAUUCUGAUCAAUACCCUGAGCAUGGGCAUCGAGUACCAUGAGCAGCCUGAUGAGUUGACCAAUGCAUUGGAGAUCAGUAACAUUGUGUUCACCAGCCUGUUCUCUCUGGAGAUGCUGCUGAAGGUCUUGGUCUAUGGGCCUUUUGGCUACAUCAAGAACCCCUACAAUAUCUUCGAUGGCAUCAUCGUGGUCAUCAGUGUAUGGGAGAUCGUGGGUCAGCAGGGUGGCGGCCUGUCGGUGCUGAGGACCUUCCGGCUGAUGCGGGUGCUGAAGCUGGUCCGUUUCAUGCCGGCCCUUCAGAGGCAGCUGGUGGUCCUGAUGAAGACCAUGGACAACGUGGCCACCUUCUGCAUGCUGCUCAUGCUCUUUAUCUUCAUCUUCAGUAUCCUGGGUAUGCAUCUGUUUGGUUGUAAGUUUGGGUCUGAGAGGGAUGGAGACACUCUACCAGACAGGAAGAACUUUGACUCUCUUCUCUGGGCAAUAGUGACUGUAUUCCAGAUCCUAACCCAGGAGGACUGGAACAAAGUGUUAUAUAAUGGCAUGGCAUCCACCUCUCCCGUAGCUGCCCUCUACUUCAUCGCGCUCAUGACCUUUGGCAAUUACGUCCUCUUCAACUUGCUGGUGGCCAUCUUGGUCGAGGGUUUCCAGACUGAGGAAGUGUCCAAGCGGGAGGACUUGCAUGCCCAGCUGAGCCUAAUUCAGCUGCCUGUAGACUCAGGGGGUGAUGCUUCUAAAUCGGGUUCGGAGAUCGAUUCCUGCGCACGAAGUAUGGAGGAUGUCAACGGCAGCAAGAAGGAUUUAUCAGCCUCUGCAGUAGUGCCUGUAAAUGGCCACGUGGACCUGAAGACCAGCCUGACUCCACCUUUAAUUACCCACACGGCUGCCACCCCCAUGCCCAUCCCCAAGUUGCCGGUCUGUGGUGACCCCAUCGUGGGCUACGAGUCCCGUCGAGGCAGCAACGUCUCCAUAGACCCAGCCUGCUAUGACAAAUCACCGACCAGUGCGCGGAGCACUUCCCCCUGUGCCCCAUGGAACUCUGGCAGUGGCUGGACCAGCCGUCGUUCCAGCUGGAACAGCCUGGGUCGCGCCCCGUCACUCAAAAGGCAGAAGCGGCAGUCUGGGGAACGACGGUCUCUCCUUUCCGGGGAGGGUGGCUCCAGCUCGGAAGAGGGGGAAGGUGGAGGAGAAGGAGGAGGUGGGUUGAUGGAGGAAGAUGACGCCUCUCUGGCCAGGACGGACUCCAUGUCCAAGUCGCAAAGAGGGCCCCGACACCGGAGGAUGGAGUCAGUGGAGACUCGGAGCUCCAUGGAUUUACCCCCUGAUGCUCUGCUGCAGGUAGAUGCUGUGUAUCCAACAGCUCAGGUUCCCUAUCUGUACCGCUCAGCCAGUAUGCACAGCUCCAGACCCCCCUCACUGGGCCAGUUACGGCCCCCAGAGCACAGUGACUGCAAUGGGAAGGGCUCUUUGCCAGUCCUGGGCCCCACACAUGUCUCUCUGGAGGACAACACUGAAGACGAAAAUGCAGAAGAUGAGGCCAGCAUGGGUCGCUUUGCUAGACUGUUCCGCUGGCUGGAGAAGAAACAACCAGAGUGGUGUCGACAGCGAGACACAUGGUCACUCUACCUCUUCCCUCCAGAGUCGAGGUUUCGGAUCCUGUGCAAUAAGAUCAUCAACCACAAGAUGUUCGACCACAUUGUGUUGGUCAUCAUCUUCCUCAACUGCAUCACUAUCGCAAUGGAGAGGCCUCGCAUCGACCCCACCAGUGCUGAGCGGAUCUUCCUAAAUUUGUCCAACUACAUCUUCACGGCGAUCUUUGUGGCUGAGAUGACCGUAAAGAUUGUGGCUUUGGGAUGGUGUUUCGGGGACAAGUCCUACCUGAGGAGCAGCUGGAACAUUCUGGAUGGGAUGCUGGUGAUGAUUUCUGUUAUUGACAUCCUGGUGUCGCUCAUCUCCAAUUCUGGUACUAAGAUCUUGGGCAUGCUCAGAGUGCUGAGGCUGCUGAGGACCCUGAGGCCGCUACGUGUGAUCAGCAGAGCCCCGGGGCUGAAGCUGGUGGUGGAGACUCUGAUGUCAUCGCUGAAGCCCAUUGGCAACAUCGUGGUCAUAUGCUGCGCCUUCUUCAUCAUCUUUGGCAUCCUGGGAGUGCAGCUCUUCAAGGGAAAGUUCUUUGUUUGUCAAGGAGAAGAUGUUAGGAACAUCACCAACAAGUCGGACUGUUUGCAGGCCAACCACAAAUGGGUCAGACACAAGUACAACUUUGACAACCUGGGACAGGCAUUGAUGUCUCUGUUUGUUCUGGCGUCAAAAGACGGCUGGGUGGAUAUUAUGUAUGACGGACUAGACGCUGUAGGAGUCGACAAACAGCCCAUUAUGAACUACAACCCAUGGAUGCUGCUGUACUUCAUCUCCUUCCUGCUGAUUGUGGCCUUCUUCGUGCUCAACAUGUUUGUGGGCGUGGUCGUGGAGAACUUCCACAAGUGCCGGCGCCACCAGGAGGCCGAGGAGGCCAAGCGCAGGGAGGAGAAGAGACUGAAACGCAUGGAGAAAAAGAGACGGAAAGCUCAGAGUAAGCCUUACUACUCCGAUUACUCCCCCACUCGCCUGCUCAUCCACAAGAUGUGCACCAGCCACUACCUGGACCUGUUCAUCACCAUCGUCAUAGGGCUCAACGUCAUCACCAUGUCCAUGGAGCACCACCAGCAGCCUAAGAAGUUGGAAGAGGCACUGAAGAUCUGUAACUACAUCUUCACCCUCAUCUUUGUUCUGGAGUCUGUCUUCAAGCUGGUGGCCUUCGGCUUCCGACGCUUCUUCAAGGACAAGUGGAACCAGCUGGAUCUGGCCAUCGUGCUGUUGUCCAUCAUGGGCAUCACUCUGGAGGAGAUUGAUGGCAAUGCUUCUCUGCCCAUCAACCCAACCAUCAUCCGCAUCAUGAGAGUGCUGAGGAUCGCACGAGUAUUGAAGCUCUUGAAGAUGGCGGUGGGGAUGAGAGCUUUGUUGGACACCGUUAUGCAAGCCCUGCCUCAGGUGGGGAAUCUGGGUCUUCUCUUCAUGCUUCUCUUCUUUAUCUUUGCAGCGCUGGGAGUAGAGCUGUUUGGUGACUUGAUUUGUGAUGAGCUCCACCCAUGUGAAGGUCUGGGGCGCUAUGCUACAUUCAGAAACUUUGGGAUGGCAUUUCUGCUGCUCUUCAGAGUUUCCACUGGAGACAACUGGAAUGGCAUAAUGAAGGACACGCUGAGGGACUGUGGCAGCAGCACCACCUGCUACAACACUGUGGUCUCGCCCAUCUACUUCGUCUCCUUCGUUUUGACCGCUCAGUUUGUCCUGGUCAACGUUGUCAUUGCCGUCCUGAUGAAGCACCUAGAGGAGAGCAACAAGGAAGCCAAGGAGGAGGCGGAGAUGGAGGUGGAGUUGGAACUGGAGAACAGGCUCCUGGCAGAAGCGGGAGACAUGGCGGCAAGGUCACCCCAGCUCAACCCCCUGGCAUUGGGCAUGGACAGGUCAAGUUCGGGGGGUUCCCCCUGGAGAUCCACUGGAGGAGGGGACAGGGAGCAGGAAAGGGACGGUCCUAUGGACUCACCCACUGCUGAUAUAACCAGAGACUCUGUAAACAUCAGAGCAGAACCCCCUUCAUGCCCGGAGCCCCCACUGGAGUCUGAGCAGCUCGAUCCUGGGGAGCCACUGGAGGACAACCUGCUGAGCGUCAGGAAGCCCGCAGUGGGACGCACACACUCCCUACCCAAUGACAGCUACAUGUUCCUCCCCCUGCAGCCCCUUGGUGACACAGCUCCAGCACAGCUUCAAGCACAGGCACAGGGGCCCCAGUACAUACUGGGUACCCACAGGGCCCAAUCAGGCUCCACUGGCUCGGUGCGUUCACAACCGGACGAGGUUUCCCAGCAGCUGACCGUUCCCACAGACCUCUUCAGACCCAUCAGCCCCCACAGCCACUCAGACUCGGAGAGUAUACCACCACUACCCCCUCCCAGACGCACACAUACACUCAGCCGUACGCUUCGCAGACAGGUUGCAGUGUCUACUGAUUCUCAGGAGGCCCUGUGUUCAGAUGGAGGGGAGAGCAAUGAAGGACUUUUAAAUGUGGCCUCUCUGGGCCUCCCUCCAUCCCCCUCCACCUCCUCCCCCACCAACUCUCCCUCACCCUGCUCCCAUCAUCAUCAGCAGCCUGCUCUCUGCCUGGUCCCCGCCACACCAGGCGCCUCCCCUAAACCCUCCCGCCCCAGCAGCGUGCACACCCAGCUUCACAACCAGCACUGCCUCGCCUCCUCCUACCCUUCCUCCUCCUCGCCUCCUCCCCCAUUACCAGCUAGGCCGCACCAACAGGAUGAACCCUCUGUGGAUCAGGAAGUGUCCCUCAUUACCUGUGCAGGGUUGGCUUGCAGUGAUGACAUCGUGGCGGAGGACACUGGCGAUAGCGUUAACGAGGGUUACAGCAGCUACGCAGGCUGCCGGCAAAGUCCAUGUUUGAGGCAGCUGAAGAGGUUCCACAGUGCUGACACGCAGGGCCGCAGCGCCCUCCCGCCCCGUCUCCGCCCUUACUCCUGGUUGGAUGACCCACGACGCCACUCUGUAGAGGUAUGCCCCUCAGUGGAGUCCAGCCCACAGCGCAGCACCACCUCCACCUCCUCCGGCUUUGUGUCACGUGCCAAUAGCCUGCAGAUACACAGCCAGACCCCCAUUCAGACCACACUGCCCUCACCCCGACGCAAGAAGAAGAUGAGCCCGCCCUGCAUCUCCGUGGACCCACCUGACGGACUUGAGCCUCAGGCUGGCCUCUUCCCAUGUUCUGGUGGAAUAGGGAUGCCCCCUCCUCUGCCAAGCCGGGACACCUGCCUGAGGAGGAGAGCGCCCUCUAGUGACUCCAAGGACUCCUUUGACCUGGGAGUCGGAGAGGGUUCGGGACAGGACGGAGGCUCGCCCAACCCCAACAACAACCCCAAACUAUUGACUCUUCCCAGUUUCUCCUUUGAGAAGACAAGCCCUGAGCACUGAACACUGAUACUCCAACACACAGAUACACACACGCACACAGCAGGACGAACCCUCCACACACACACAAACACACGAUGCACUCUGUGGAUCUGUGAUGGUGAUAGUUCUAGUAAUAAUGCUGUAGAGAGUAAUAAUGGUAAAACUACAACAAACAGUGAAAACAUCCUUGGUUUCAUAAGGAGUGCAGUACUGUGGUAGUGUGACCAUCCCUUGUCUUUGUAUUGUUACUGCCAAAACAACGAGAGAAGAAGAGAACAAAUCAAACAACAACCAGACUGUUUCUCUUCUGCUACGCCUGCAUGCCACUGGCUGCAGCUUGACCCCUUAACCUCUGGAGUGACAUCAGCACCUGGGAUUUGGCGCCCUCUGUGGUUGCCAUCUGAACUGCCUGGUGUUGCGCAGGGUGGGCUUUGCCCAGCCAGUGGAGGUACAAAGCAAUAUGAACGUUUUAGAGACACUAUUUUCUUAAAUUAUUGGGCCAUAGUGUUUGUACAGGAUGUUGUUUUUUAAUUUCAUUCGAUUGUUAUUUUCAUGUCUUUUUUGUGAUUUUUUCUUUUUUUGUCAAAAUGGUUUGUCUCUGUCUCUUUUUUUCACUGUAGGAUAUUUCUAGCUUUCUUGGUUUACUGAGGAAAGUGAACGUUUUUCAAAGUGCUGAAA